Onychostoma macrolepis is the source of this 444-nucleotide messenger RNA. Its product is annotated as gastrula zinc finger protein XlCGF7.1-like. The transcript has a single exon. Lineage: Eukaryota; Metazoa; Chordata; Actinopteri; Cypriniformes; Cyprinidae. Gene Ontology annotation, molecular function: RNA polymerase II cis-regulatory region sequence-specific DNA binding; DNA-binding transcription factor activity. The record is from RefSeq and is a predicted model, not a curated record. Gene Ontology annotation, biological process: regulation of transcription by RNA polymerase II. Bases 1 to 444 code for a protein of 147 amino acids.
AUGAGAGUUCAUGAGAAGCCUUACAUAUGUUAUCGGUGUGGAGAGGGUUUCAGUGAAAAAGGACACCUUAAAGUCCACAUGAAAAUUCACACUGGAGAGAAGCCUUACACAUGCUAUCAGUGUGGAAAGAAUUUCAGUCAAUCUGGAAACCUUAAACUCCACAUGAAUAUUCACACCGGAGAGAAAUCUUUCACCUGCGAACAGUGUGGAAGAAGUUUUAACAAAAAGGGAAGCCUUAAUUACCACAUUAAAGUUCACACUGGAAAGAAGCCCUUCAUCUGCCAUCUGUGUAGAAAAUUUUUCAAGCGAGAACGAAACCUUAAAGUUCACAUGAAAACUCACACUGAAGAGAAGCUUUACACAUGCCUUCAGUGUGGAAAGAGUUUCAAUCAAAAACGAUACCUUGAAGCCCACAUGAGAAGAAUUCACACUGGAGAGAAGUGA